Rhopalosiphum padi (bird cherry-oat aphid) is the source of this 680-nucleotide messenger RNA. RefSeq lists its product as uncharacterized. Lineage: Eukaryota; Metazoa; Arthropoda; Insecta; Hemiptera; Aphididae. The coding region runs from base 140 to 529 and encodes 129 amino acids. The transcript is spliced from 3 exons. The record is from RefSeq and is a predicted model, not a curated record.
CUUUAGCACUAAAUAAAACGCCGAGUGUCCGAUGAUACCGAUUCAGACGUUUCUGUAAAUUGGCCGAAGAAAUAGUAGUCCGCUGUGGUCAGUAAUAAUAAUUAUUACUAUAACCGUACCGAAGACGAAAGAGACAAACAUGAGUGCCAGCAAACUCGUCUUGUGUGUAUUCUUGGCAGCUACACUAGCCAUCGCAACAGCUACACCUUUAGGAUUUAUUGGGUUUAGUAGUGGUUACGGUGGUGGUUAUGGAGGUGGAUAUGGUGGCGGAUCUUACGGAAACUACGGAGGUCACCGAGGAGGUUAUGAUAACUAUGGAAGUGGCUAUGGAGUAGGUGUUGGAGUCGGUUUCACUGGAGGUUACAGUGGUUAUGGUCAACAAGGUGGAUACGGCUAUAAUAAUGGAUAUGGUUACAAUGGAGGAUAUGGUCACCAGGGCGGAUACUAUGGGGGCAAUCAGGGUUAUGGACAUGGCUACGGACAUGGCCACGGAAACGGCUAUGGACAUGGAUACGGACACCAUUAUUAGUUACACUUACAUCAUAUAAUCAUUAAACACAGCACAUCUUCCUUCUAAAUUAAACAUUUUUAUGUUUUUUUUUUUUGUAAAAUGUAUAUCUACCUGUAACAGCUAGUUUUAUACAUAUAUUUAAUAAAUUAAAGAUCUUUUUUUAUUAAUA